CCACUUUAAAUUCAGGCAUGUGUGGGGGUGUUUGCGCGCGGGGCUGUGACUCAGUGUAGGCUAAUUGCCUAAUCUUAUAGCCCACUACAUAGGGCGAAUCUUUAAUGCAUGUCGUCUUAUGUCAGUGUCUGAAGACCCUGCUCUGCUCUCCAUGGAGGCUAUGAGGAGGAGACUCCCAGAACUGUCGGUGCACUAAACGCUGGGACGCACUUGACUCCGCAGGAGCGGAUCUGCAGCGCAGACACUGGCUGUUGUGUCAUGUGGCGUGCGCACGCCCUAGAUAAGAAACAAACGUGUAAACAUGCUUGAGUGUCGGAAGAUUUAUUCACACACCGACAUGGAAAGAGGACUUAUUAUUGAUGCAUAUGGCCCAGAACGCAUCUAAUUAUUAAAUCUGGCUAAUAAGAUGUAUCUAUUAGAUACCUAUUAGCUCUCUUUCCUCCUCCUCGCCUUCUCCCUCCCUUUGCAGAUGUUGCCUCUCGAUCUGAGCAUCUUAUCAGGACCAUUUACCUUUGCGGCUGUCUGCAGCCACAGCUCACCACAUAGUCACGCUGGCGUGGAGGGGAGCAGCGGAGGCACAUCAUUCUGCUGAUCCCAGCACCUUUGCUUAUCAAGGGAAGCACCAGCACCUCCUUGAUCGGUUCCCUCCUCCUCUUUUUUUUUUUGCCGAUCACCAUCCCACGACAGCCAAACCGGAGGAAAGUAAUUGGGGAGGGGGAAGCGAGGACACACCCGCACAUACUGUAGGCUACCCGGUGUACACGGCGAGGAUGCUGCUGGAGACAACAUGAGGUGAAUAUCAUCUACUGCCCCAAAUUUGGAUUUUUUUUCUCAACCAGCUCUGAAGACAGAAGACCUGAUCUUCGUGGCUGGUUAUUCACCUUCCUCGUGUUCAGGAGGAGCAUCAACUCACAUCACAUAUGAAAAAGAUGUCUGCAGUCAGAUCCUAGGUGACAUCCUGUGGCCGUCAGGUCUUUACGGCGUUGAGCCCCCACCCUCUCCUGCCCCCCGCCUGCAGUUCUCCAGGCUGCAGGACCCAGACUCACUGAAAAGUGCAGGCCUCCUCCCCCUGCAGAAUGACUGUUGCCACAGGCGACCCCUCUGACGAGGCGGCUACACACCCGGGGCAGGACUACGAUCCGGAGGGCGACCAUGAGUGUUGUGAAAGGGUGGUCAUCAACAUCUCAGGGCUGCGCUUUGAGACUCAACUCAAAACCCUCUCCCAGUUCCCAGAGACUCUGCUGGGGGACCCCAAAAAGAGGAUGCGGUACUUUGACCCACUAAGGAACGAGUACUUUUUCGACAGGAACAGACCCAGCUUUGAUGCCAUAUUGUAUUAUUACCAAUCAGGGGGCCGGCUAAGAAGGCCGGUCAACGUCACCCUUGAUAUUUUCUCAGAGGAGAUUCGCUUCUACGAGCUGGGUGACGAGGCCAUCGAGAUAUUCAGAGAAGAUGAGGGUUUCAUCAAGGAGGAGGAGCGGCCUCUUCCUGAUAAUGAGUUUCAGAGACAGGUGUGGCUGCUUUUUGAGUACCCAGAGAGCUCAGGUCCUGCUAGGAUUAUUGCCAUAAUCUCUGUCAUGGUCAUCCUGAUAUCUAUUGUCAGUUUCUGCUUGGAGACCCUCCCAAUUUUCCGCAAUGAUGAUGACAAUAUGCACAAGUCUCACUCGAAAGUCUAUUCACCUGAGACCAAUACCACAACCAUCAGCUAUACAUCCACCUACUUCACUGAUCCCUUCUUCAUCUUGGAGACUCUCUGCAUUAUAUGGUUCUCCUUUGAGUUUCUAGUGCGCUUCUUUGCCUGCCCCAGCAAAGCAGGCUUUUUUGGUAACAUAAUGAACAUCAUAGAUAUUGUUGCUAUCAUCCCUUACUUCAUCACUCUUGGCACAGAGCUCGCAGAAAAGCCAGAUGAUGGUCAAGCAGGUCAGCAAGCCAUGUCUUUAGCCAUUCUCAGGGUCAUCCGCUUAGUGCGAGUGUUUAGGAUUUUCAAGCUCUCACGUCACUCCAAGGGGCUUCAGAUUUUGGGUCAGACCCUAAAAGCCAGCAUGCGAGAGCUCGGUUUGCUUAUUUUCUUCCUCUUCAUAGGGGUCAUCCUUUUCUCAAGCGCCGUCUACUUUGCUGAAGCAGACGAGCCCGAGUCACAGUUUGAGAGCAUCCCAGAUGCGUUUUGGUGGGCUGUGGUGUCCAUGACAACAGUCGGUUAUGGUGACAUGGUCCCAACUACAAUCGGUGGCAAGAUCGUGGGCUCCCUCUGUGCCAUUGCGGGUGUGCUGACCAUCGCCUUGCCCGUGCCUGUCAUUGUGUCCAACUUCAACUACUUCUAUCACCGCGAGACUGAGGGUGAAGAGCAGGCGCAGUACCUACAGGUCAACGUGCCCAAAGCCGAUUCAGCUGAGGAGCUGAAGAAGAGCCGUAGCGGCUCCACCAUCAGUAAAUCGGACUAUAUGGAGAUCCAGGAGGCUGUAAACAACAGCCGCGAGGACUUUCAGGAGGAGAACCUUAAGACGGCCAACUGUACGCUGGCCAACACAAACUAUGUAAACAUCACUAAAAUGCUCACAGAUGUGUAGUCAGCUGCUAUUUUCCUUCGGACACAGCCAGGAAAUGUGGAGCAACUGGACGGGACAUGUGUACAGCCUCCAACCUCACGUGUGCUGGAAAUAUCAAGGCAAUAGAAAUAAGGAUGUUGAUGACGAUAGACAGCAAAGAAAAAGAAAUAUUACAGGGACCAUCCGCUUGCUCCUAGCUCAUCCUGUCAUCACUUCUCACAACUUGCCCUUAAACUUCCUGAAAACUGUCAAACAGAGUGACAUUUCAAAAUCUGCAUUUCUGCAUGGAGUUGGCUUUUUGUGUGUCUGUGUGUGGCUGUCUAAAAAUGUCCUGCUCACAACAGUAGCCAACAGUAGUGCACAAAAAUGGGAAAAUACAGCAAGUUUAAAAAAAGAAAAAGAAAAGAUGUAUUGCUUUCAAAAUGAUAAAAAAAAGCAACACAACACAAGCCCUGCUAUAUACCCCUCGGUCCCUCAUUUCCCAAGGCACACUGCUCUGCCAUGUAAUUUCUGAAGAGUCGUCCUCGCUCGCUACACAUGCUGCUUCCUGGAGCCAAUGUAACAAAACUGUCAUUUACUCACACCAUUUAGAAAUAAGAGGAUGUGUGAGCGUGAAGCAAGCUCACUCCAACGCUGAAAUGGCCUGUGGGUGACUUGUGACUAAGGUGGUGGUUUAGUACACCAUGUUAUUACAAGGAUGAAUGACAGCCGUCGGCGCUUAGCUUAUGGUUCGACACCUUUUUUUCCCAGCAGACAUCAGUAUCUGAUGAAUGACUGAGAAUGGCCUUGACUUUUCACUGCUUUGGUCUUACAUGUACUGUAUGUAUUGCAAUGCAAGCUUUCCCCCUUCCAUUCACCCAAAACUGGUCUUACUGCAGAGCUUUGAAGACCACUUGAAUGUUUCUUCUCGAUUUGUUUUGUUGUUUGACACGGACAGACGCACGCACGCACGCCGUACCAAUUCCAAUAGAUAGGUAGGUUAACUGUGACUUAACUGAUAGUCGGUAGGUGCUGUUAGUAGUAAACAUAGACAGUAGAUUAAUGCAUGACAUUUUUAUCUGAAUGAGAAUUUCCACUCGUUUCUCCACUGCCACUUGCUUCAUUACAACACUGUAUAUUUGUCUGUACACUGCCUUCUAUACAAAUCCACACUUUAAAAAGGAUGCCUGCAGGUAACUGAUAACAGAACCUAAAGCUGUAUGUUAGAGGAUUUUUCUAAGGAUUGAUCACCAUGCCAAAUCCUACACUUAUCAGGAUGCGGUGUCCUCAUCGAUAUUAACAUUCCAUGUAGAAGUCAUUGCGUUAAUGUUUUUCCAGGUCGCUGUAAACAGCUGGGCUGGGAGCUCAGGCGUAAACUCACAUUCUAGUUUUGGACAUGAUUCCAGAAGCAGAUGUGAUAGACUUGCAAUGCUGUCUGGUUCACAGUUUGUCACACGAUCACGUCCUCAUGAUCAAAAUAGCAACUUUUAAGGACUUGUGUAGGCUAAAGAAUAAUGCUUUCCCCCCAAAGCCUUUUCAUCUGGAUUUACACUAGUGUUGCAUGACCUCAAAAACAUUCCUAGAAGCAUGCAUUUAAGGUCAAAGAAAAAAAGUACAAUUACUACAAUAGAUAUAUGUAUUUCUUAUAUAUACAUGUAUAUAUAUAAUAUAUGUAUACAGGCAGGACACAUAUACAGUACACAUAUACCUUUAUUGGAGAAUUAAAAAACUUUAAAUAGCAAUGUUUAAGAGAAAGCAAGAGCCUUUCCACAAUGUGCAAAUCAUUGCCAUGUUUUUAGUUUUAAUGACAAUAAUAAUUGUUCUGAGCACAGUUUCUAUUUUCUCCUGUUUUAAAAGCCUGUUGAGAGUGCUAAAGGACACACUCUUACUUGCCAUUUCAAAAGCAUAUUCUUUGCUAGAGAGUUUCCAGCAAACCUGACACACGUUUAAAUACAAAAGGUUUGCUUCACUUAGUAUAAAAAUGCCUUCUGUGAACUAAGUGUUGAAAGGCAGGGCAAAACUGUAUCAUCCCUAACCAGUCUUAUAUCAGAACGAUUUAUGUUGCCGUUAAAAUGGUCCGAAUUGAAAUGGAGUCUGGCUUUCCUCUAAGAAAGUCUUUGAUGCCAGAAGCUCAAUCUGUCUUUAAGAGUUGGCAUCAGUUGUGAAUUAGGUUCUGAUUUUAGGAUUGUGUCCAGCUGAGAUUAACCCACAUUUGCUCAACACUGCCAAGGAACAUUCAAAGGCAGUAACGUCAAUAUGGGAAGUGUUUAAUUAGCAGCAGUGUAGCAGAUAUUGGCUAACCUAGGGGUCCUCCGACUUCACUCCAGAGUCUCUUGCCUUUCUUCAUCUUUUCACAGAUGUCUAAGGUAAUUAGAAAGGUGAUGGAUUAUCUGUAGCAAGAAUUGUCUAAAAGAAUUUUGUCAUGCCAGGAUGUACAUCUUUAUUCUUAGGGUCUCAUUCUGCUCACUACAGUACUUUAACCUGCAGUAGCAAAAUGUUUUUAAGCCAUCGCUGCCAAUAUAUGCUCAGGAUGCCUCGUCCGACUGCCUGACAUGAGGCUUCUGAUGUCUCUCUGUCCAGAUUUGUGUCCGCUUUCAUGUAUCUCAAAAGGAUUUUUAGAGAAUCUUGGUGAAUAAUCUGGAGCAGUUAUAUAUGUUGCUUUCCCAAAAGUAGCAUUAAGGUUGAAAUGUUAAAAUGGUCCGUAACUCGAGGUAGGACCAGUUUAAAUAGUUGUUUAGCAAUAUUCCCAUAAUCCUUUGGUGGAGGGGUCUGUGUGGAGAACAUGUGUUUGUUAAAAAAAGAAUGAAGCUUAAUGGAACUCCACAGUCCAACCAAGAUCUAAUUGAUCAUCCUUUAAGUAUUGAUGUGGGUGUGUUGAUGCACGGCUAUGUAGGAGGUGUGUGUGCGUGUGUCUGCGCGCGUGUGUGCGUCCGUGUGUGCGUGCGUGUGUGCGUGCCUGUUAAGAGAGAGCCACUGAAUGUCAUGGUCUUGGUUGUACAGCUACAUUUAUGCAAGAGCCAUUUGAAUAUAUCGGUAUAUGUGUAAAAAAACAUAUUCGUCUAUGCAUGCAAAUGCAUUGUAUCUUAAUGUCUUCAUUCCAUUUUUUGCACAUAUAUUUAGGAUAAAUGUUGCAGACACAUGCAACAUUUAUCUGUUAUGUUUGAAAUUGGGCACGUCACUGUACCUCAGCCACAAUCACUGUAGCAACUUAUAGACUCUUAGAGUUCACAAUGUUCUAGUUGAAUAAUGACAGCUAUUUCUGCUUAAAGCACAAAGACGAGUAGAAUCAUCCUCAUCUGUAUACCUGCAGAUUUAAUCUGUGAAAUGUUUUUAUUCAGUGGAAACAAAGUCAAUUCAAAUGAUGUUGUAUUGCUUGAUAAAGAGCACCACCGCCUCUAAAAAUGAAAAGAAAAAAAAAGUCAUCUCUCAUGCUGAGGGACCCACCAGCAAAUUCCCUCCCUGAGAAGGGUGCCCAACAGUGAAUACACUGAGAAAUCUAUGCAGAGAAUGAUUAUUAGCUGGUAGUUGAGAAGGUUUACAUACACAUUUUAUUUCUGUUUUAUUCCGGCACCAAUUACAUGUUGAUCCUGAGAGCUGACAGCGCAUUUGAAACAAACCUUUCAAGAAGAAGAAGACUUUGCAAUAUUCUGCUGCUGUACGUCAAACACUCACACGUUGGCUGAAUGGGACUCUGAGCUUUCUGAAUUUGUGUUUGUUUGAGCUGCGAUGUCAGCUCUUUGAGGCAAGGCUCCUACAUAA
Messenger RNA from Etheostoma cragini (Arkansas darter), 6284 nucleotides. Its product is annotated as potassium voltage-gated channel subfamily A member 2. The transcript is spliced from 2 exons. Gene Ontology annotation, biological process: potassium ion transmembrane transport; protein homooligomerization. Gene Ontology annotation, cellular component: voltage-gated potassium channel complex; axon terminus; juxtaparanode region of axon. Bases 1077 to 2567 code for a protein of 496 amino acids. The record is from RefSeq and is a predicted model, not a curated record. Lineage: Eukaryota; Metazoa; Chordata; Actinopteri; Perciformes; Percidae. Gene Ontology annotation, molecular function: protein binding; delayed rectifier potassium channel activity.